AUGAAAAAUCACAGCUAUGAAUAUGUUGAAGCUUAGAAAGCCUUCAGGUUCAACCCAAUAAGAGAAAAUUCCUUAUUUAGGUUAGACGAAUUUUUUCAAGCUUAUCAAAAGAUUCAAAAUGUAGUUAGUUUGAAAUUACCUAUUGGUUAUCAUUUCAGAGUAGCAAAAAUUAGUAGUGUUGAAAUGAGCGGAAAUGAGUUGUUUGUUAAAUUUUAUUAUGAUGGACCAUAUGGCAACAAAUUGUAAGUUAUUUAUGGUCAAUAAUAAUUUGCUCGUUUUCUGCCCACAGGAGAGAAGAGUCAAGAGAAAUCUCCAGAUAAAAGCAAAAUAGAUGUUCUUGGAAUCAAAUCAGUCUUUUAAUCUUUAAUUGAAACAUUCCAUUGGUGCGCUAAUUUUGGGUUGUUUGUGGAUCCAUAAACUGAAAAUCUACUUUACAAAGAAGCUGAGACUGAUUUUUAUUUAUAUAUACCUAGUUUCACUCACAUUGCUUAAUUCUUUGCUGAUAAAUAAUAAACAUAACUAAAAAUUUUUGAUGAAUUUAGAAACAAGGAAUAUUAAAACUUAACAUUUAUCUUUCUGAUGCGCUUCCUUAAUUGGUUUUUUGAUUUAAUCAAAUAGCAGGAUGAGGAUAUUAACCUAUAUAAGAAAAUUAAGGAAAAAUAUAUAUUCAAUGAAUCCUUAGAAGCAAUCAACCCAAUUUUACUUAAUGAAUCAUGUUUUGGAGUAGAUCAUAUCUAUUCUGAAGAUUUAGUUAAGAAAAAAAUGAUUAGGUAUGGUUUGAAGCAAACCUAGUUCUUGUAUUAGUUAUACUAAAAUGAAAUUUUAAGAACCGUCAUAGUGAAAUAUCUGGAUAGUGAAAUUUAGUUAAUACCACGAAAAAAUUAACCACUCUUUGAUGAAUCACAAUCUGAUUUUUAAAUUAACUCACCUGAUGAUAAUUAAAAUAAUUUAUCUGGUAAUAAUAUGCGAAUAGAGCAAUCAAUUCAAGAUUCUACAAGGAACAAGUUAACUCAAAAUACUUUGAGUUUCUUUUAAGAAUUAAAAUGCAUCAAACCAAUUUAAGGAAUUAGUUAAGAUAUCUAUACACCAUUUUUAAGAUCUUUAGCCAAUAAAGAAAACGGAAUUUAGAUUGCGAUUAGGAGAAAUUGGAAAAAAAUUGGUACUAAGCAUGAAUUAGAAAUUAUAACCAAUUAAAAAUCAUAGGAAUAGAUUUAAUAAUCAAAUUAAAAUUCAUAAUCUAAAAGUGCACCAAAUUAAUAAAUUCAAGAAUAGUAAAGUAAACCUGUAGAUUAGCAAAGCAGAUCUGCAGCAAAUCCACCAACUUAAGAUUUGAGCAACUCUGAUGUUUUCGAAAUAAAGUGGUCUUCUUGGAUUAACACACAAAAUCUCAUAUACACGGCAAUAACUUAAUCAGGAGUAUUGACAGAUAAAGAAGUCAAGAAAUUUACAAUAUAAUACAAAAUUGAAAUGUUAGAAGAUAAGAAUUGUUAUUUGGUUAAAACCUGUAUUCCAGAAGUUGUUUUUAACAUUGAUACUGCUGAUGACAUUGCCUAUUUUGUUAACACAAUACAAAAAGAAAGAAUGCCAACAAAUGUAUACGUAGAUGACACAAGAAAAUUGACAUUUUACACAGCAUUAGUUUUAGGGAGCUAAGGACCUAUCUUAUGGGACAUCUUAAAGAUCAUGGAUAUUCAUCAAAUCUAUUUCUAUCACUGUUUAGAUUUUUAUGCCAAAAAUAUCAGUCCAGGAAAAUAAAUAAAGGAUGCAAAAUAUAGCAGUUUCUUAGUAGAGUUAAAAAAUCUAAUUAAAGAUUAUGAAUAUGAUUAAAAACAAAUUUAUUCUAAGAUCAAAGGCACCCCACAAGAAAGAGAAGGAUUUUGA
Messenger RNA from Paramecium tetraurelia, 1881 nucleotides. RefSeq lists its product as uncharacterized. The record is from RefSeq and is a predicted model, not a curated record. The transcript has 5 exons. Lineage: Eukaryota; Ciliophora; Oligohymenophorea; Peniculida; Parameciidae.